AUGCGUGGGGACAAGGCGGAGGAAGGAGUGGGACAGAUGGUAAUGUGGCGUACUGGUUUGGUUUAUGUAAUAUAUAAUACGGGCGGAAGGCACGGCUCUUACACUAUUGUUGGUGGUGGUGAUGGCAGUUCAUAUAAAGGAACACCCCAAAUGAUAACAUACUUUUUGUUUUGUUUAAAAUCUUUGAGGGCAACAACGACAACGGACAAGUCGACUGAGAAACGUCAUUACAAGAAUAAACGAACCGGUCGUUUCUUCUAA
This is a messenger RNA of Cercopithifilaria johnstoni, 261 nucleotides long. The record is from the annotation of a GenBank genome assembly. NCBI's taxonomy places the organism in Eukaryota, Metazoa, Nematoda, Chromadorea, Rhabditida, Onchocercidae.